This is a messenger RNA of Drosophila serrata, 1458 nucleotides long. It is a transcript of the gene Rpt3, whose product is annotated as 26S proteasome regulatory subunit Rpt3. NCBI's taxonomy places the organism in Eukaryota, Metazoa, Arthropoda, Insecta, Diptera, Drosophilidae. Gene Ontology annotation, molecular function: ATP binding; ATP hydrolysis activity. The record is from RefSeq and is a predicted model, not a curated record.
CUAGCAAACAUCGAUAGCGACAUCGCAAUUCUUGUUUUUGACGAGUCAUUUCUUGCUACCGCCGCAAAUUAUAACAAAAAGAAGCACUUUUCACUGCUAGUCGGAAAUAAUGCCGUAUAACAUGGACAUACUGAUGCCGGAGAAGCAAGACGAGUUGGCCGACCUGAAGCUAAAGGAUGCCCACAGUUCCCUGGAUGAGCUGGACAUAGACGAUCUCUACGUGCGUUACAAGAAACUGCAAAAGACGCUCGAGUUUAUCGAAGUUCAGGAGGAGUACAUCAAGGAUGAGCAGCGCAACCUGAAGAAGGAGUACCUGCACGCGCAGGAGGAGGUGAAGCGCAUUCAGUCUGUGCCGCUGGUGAUCGGCCAGUUCCUGGAGGCCGUCGAUCAGAAUACGGGCAUCGUGGGCUCCACCACAGGCUCCAACUACUACGUGCGCAUCUUAUCCACCAUCGAUCGCGAACUGCUGAAGCCCUCGGCCUCGGUGGCCCUGCACAAGCACAGCAAUGCCCUGGUGGACGUACUGCCGCCAGAGGCGGACAGCUCCAUUUCGAUGCUGCAGCCGGACGAGAAGCCAGACGUUAGCUACGCCGACAUCGGAGGCAUGGACAUGCAGAAGCAGGAGAUACGUGAGGCAGUAGAGCUGCCGCUGACCCACUUCGAGCUGUACAAGCAGAUCGGUAUUGAUCCGCCGCGCGGUGUCCUCAUGUACGGCCCGCCCGGUUGCGGCAAGACGAUGCUGGCCAAGGCUGUGGCCCAUCACACGACCGCAUCGUUUAUCCGAGUCGUGGGAUCCGAGUUUGUGCAGAAGUACCUGGGCGAGGGUCCGCGCAUGGUGCGCGACGUCUUCCGUCUGGCCAAGGAGAACGCACCGGCCAUUAUCUUCAUCGACGAAAUUGAUGCCAUUGCCACCAAGCGUUUUGAUGCUCAGACGGGCGCUGAUCGCGAGGUUCAGCGCAUCUUGCUCGAGCUGCUCAACCAGAUGGACGGCUUCGAUCAGACAACCAAUGUCAAGGUGAUUAUGGCCACGAAUAGGGCGGACACACUGGAUCCUGCUCUGCUCCGUCCCGGACGCUUGGAUCGAAAGAUUGAGUUUCCGCUGCCGGAUCGUCGACAGAAGCGUCUGGUCUUCUCCACCAUCACGUCUAAGAUGAACCUCAGCGAAGAUGUUGAUCUGGAAGAGUUUGUGGCGCGGCCGGACAAGAUCUCGGGUGCGGAUAUCAAUGCCAUUUGUCAGGAGGCGGGCAUGCAUGCGGUGCGUGAGAACCGCUACAUUGUGCUGGCCAAGGACUUCGAGAAGGGAUACAAGAACAACAUCAAGAAGGACGAGCAGGAGCAUGAGUUCUACAAAUAGAUUAAGUCAUUAUUAUUCACCCAAUACAUAUAUUUCCCCUUUCCUUUGCCCCUCGUUUGUACGCCGCCUGCGGUUAUACCAUUAAUAAAAGUAACUAACUCGUA